AUGGAGGAGGAAGGCCAGGAGAGCCAGCCAGGAUUCUCUGAGAGCAUCAUAAUAGAGGAUGAGUCAUUUGACUCGACGAUAAACCUUAAUGAGGAUUAUGAGUUUAUUCGCGUGGUGAGCCAACAUGAAGACAUGGUAGCACAGCUGCAAUUGCUUUAUAGCCUAGAGCGCUUGUGGACAACGAAGGCAGAAUCAGUUAAAAGUAUUGAACAUACCAAGGUGGCAAUCAACUGGUCCUCCGAUGCAAAAGGUAAUAUUAUGCUCAAAGAAAUUUUUAGUCUGCCUGUUAAUAAUGUUUAA
Protopolystoma xenopodis is the source of this 300-nucleotide messenger RNA. NCBI's taxonomy places the organism in Eukaryota, Metazoa, Platyhelminthes, Monogenea, Polystomatidea, Polystomatidae. The record is from the annotation of a GenBank genome assembly.